Molecule: messenger RNA, 1577 nt
Organism: Brachypodium distachyon (stiff brome)
Lineage: Eukaryota; Viridiplantae; Streptophyta; Magnoliopsida; Poales; Poaceae
Product: 12S seed storage globulin 2-like
Exons: 4
Coding region: 71-1483 (470 amino acids)
Molecular function (GO): nutrient reservoir activity
Source: RefSeq, a predicted model, not a curated record
ACAAUCAUGGCAACUACUAGUUUCAUCACUAUUGCCUUACUUUUGCAUUUUCCUCUUGUUCCAUGGAUCCAUGGCUCAACUGUUUCCAUGGGACUCCCCAUGGCAAAGCCCUCGGCAAGGUGGUUUUAGAGAGUGCAAUUUUGAUAAGCUGCAAGCAGUUGAACCAGUUCGACAGGUGAGGUCAGAAGCUGGACUAAUUGAGUAUUUUGAUGAGCAGAACGAGCAGUUCCGUUGUACCGGCGUAUUUGUCAUACGCGACUGUUGUCAAGCCUCGGGGCCUCUUGUUACCUCGAUACCACAACACACCUGGCUUAGUCUACAUCGUCCAAGGUGGUGGUUUUCUCGGGCUCACUUUGCCAGGGUGCCCAGAGACUUUCGAGUAGCAAUUCCAACAAUUUGGACAAACCCAAUCUUCCCAGGGUCAAAGCCAAAGCCAAAAGCCAAAGCCAAGUUUGGAGAUGCGUACCAGAGAGUCCAACGAUUUACACAAGGAGAUGUGAUUGCACUACCAUCUGGUGUUGCACAUUGGUUCUACAACGAUGGUGAUGUGCCGAUUGUAGCUGUCUAUGUUUUUGACAUAAAUAGCAAUGCUAAUCAGCUUGAACCGAAGCAAAAAGAGUUUUUAUUGGCUGGUAACUACAAUGGAGUGCUACAGUCUGGACAAAACAUAUUAAAUGGUUUCAAUGUCCAAUUGCUUAGCCAGGCCUUUGGUAUUAGGGAACAAACAACACGAAGAAUUCAGAGUCUAAAUAGAGAAAGAGGCGAAAUAAUUCGCGUGGAGCUUGGCCUUCAAUUUUUGAAGCCCGUUGAUACCCAACAACAAAGGCAACAACAACAAUCCUUCCAACCAAUCCAACAUCCCAAAGGACAAUCAGGUCCAUAUCGGAUAGGACAAACAUCGGGCGGUAGUCACAACGGUUUGGAGGAGAAUUUUUGUUCAUUGGAGCCAAGGCUAAACAUCGAAGAUCCCAGCCGUGUUGACACAUACAAUCCACAUUCUGGUAGUAUAACCCACCUCAAUGGUCAGAAUUUUCCAAUCCUUAACCUUGUGCAAAUGAGUGCCACCAGAGUAAAUCUCUACCAGAAUGCCAUUCUUUCACCAUUCUGGAACAUUAAUGCUCAUAGUGUGGUGUACAUGAUCCAAGGACAUGCCUUGGUUCAGGUUGUUAACAACCAAGGUCGCACUGUGUUCAAUGGCCCUCUUCGUCGAGGACAACUGCUAAUUAUACCACAAAACUAUGUUGUUCUAAAGAAGGCGGAGCGUGAAGGAUUCCAGUAUAUCGCAUUCAAGACCAAUGCAAACUCCAUGGUUAGUAGCAUCGCAGGAAAGAACUCUAUCCUGCAUGCCUUGCCUGUUGAUGUCAUCACCAAUGCGUACCACAUCUCUAUUCAAGAAGCUCAAAACCUUAAAAACAACAGGGGAGAAGAAAUUGGCGCAUUCCGUCCUAAAUUUGCCCAAAGCAUCAUCCAGAGCCAUGUUUGAGUGAUCAGGCAUCAUAAUGUAUGAGUUAGUGUGAGAAAUAUUAGAGUGAAAUAAAGAGAUCACAAGUGUGUAACACUUGGUGGUUUUAUAGAUC